AUGUUGAGCUGGAAAAUCCAAUUAUCUCUCCUUUUCGUUGUCUGCUUCGCUUCUGGCCUGACAGAUUUCUGCAAGUCCUCGCUUGACACUCCUACUGGCACUCUGACUUUCAGAGCGUUACCAAAUGCGCCCAAUGGAUAUACACCAGAAGACGUACAAUGCCCGUCGCCUAAUCCAAGCGUGCGUAUUGCAACAAACAUUAGCGAGGACGAAAUGAAUUGGUUGCAAAAGCGCCAGGACAAACGGUUGAAGGCGAUGGAGACCUUUCUUACGCGAAUGAAAAUCCCGAACUUUAAUGCUACGCAAUAUUUUGCAAAGACUCAGGCCACAUCUUUGCCUAACAUUGGGAUCUCGUUUUCAGGAGGCGGCUAUCGAGCAUUGCUCAACGGAGCUGGGGCAUUUGCUGCUUUUGAUGAACGGACAAGCAAGUCGACUGCGCCAGGCCAGCUAGGCGGAUUGUUGCAAUCAACUACAUAUAUUUCUGGCCUUAGCGGUGGCUCCUGGCUGGUCGGAUCAAUUUAUACGAACAAUUUUACCACCGUGACUGCACUCCUGAAUUCCAAUGCUAGUGGUGUUUGGGAGUUUGAUCAAUCAAUCCUGAGCGGACCUACGGGUGAUGCGGGCUACUUUCGGCAACUCAGACAAACUGUAGAUGGCAAAGAGGAGGCUGGAUUUUCUAUUUCAAUUACUGACUACUGGUACGAGACUACUCAUCUCACACUCAAGAUCCUUCACAUGAUUGGCAAUGUUCUCUCCCACAUUUUGAGAGAUGGAAUUAAUGACUCAUUGGCUAGGGGUCGCGGACUGUCCUACCAGUUGGUGAAUGCGAGCGAGGGUGGGCCUGCCUAUACAUGGUCAUCUAUCGCUUCAACAAGAGAAUUUCUUGAUGGAAAACUGCCAAUGCCGAUUAUCACGGCGCUGGAACGAGCGCCCUCAGAGCAGAAUCUGACUAUUAUCAAACAUCGCACAGCAUUGAAUUCAUCAAUUUACGAGUUUAACCCAUGGGAAUUGGGCACAUGGGACCCAACCACCUAUGGCUUUAUGCCUCUCGGAGUUCUGGGGUCAAAUUUCACAAAUGGCAAUCUAUCAAAGGAUGAUUGCAUAUCCGGAUUUGAUAAUGUCGGGUUCAUUAUGGGCACAUCUUCCUCCUUGUUUAAUCAAGCCCUGCUUCAAAUCAACAACACCGAUAUUCAGCGCACGUUAAAGAGCCUCACUACGUCACUUCUCCAAAACCUUAAUGAUUCCUCCAACGACGUGUCAGUAUAUGAGCCCAAUCCAUUCUUUGGCUUUAAUGAAGCGAGCAAUCGGAAUGCUCAAGCAAAGGCUCUUAUCCUUGUUGACGGGGGCGAGGAUCUGCAAAACAUCCCCUUUUACCCGCUGCUACAAGCCAAUCGCAAGGUCGACAUUAUUUUCGCCAUUGACAGCUCGGCAGACACACCAACACGGUGGCCCAAUGGGACAAGCAUGGUGGCAACCUAUCAGCGCAACAGCAACUCUUCGAAAAUUGCGAAUGGAACUGCGUUUCCUUCCAUUCCAGAUCAGAACACCUUUAUCAACCUAGGCUUGAACGGUGGGCCCGUCUUUUUUGGCUGUGAUCCAUCUAACAGUACGGGCAAAUCUCCAGCUCCUUUGAUCGUCUAUAUUCCAAAUAACCCAUAUACCUACAUGUCGAACAUCUCGACCUUGACGCUUGAACUUAACGAUACUGAGCGGGACAAGCUGGUGCUGAAUGGAUACAACGUGGCUACCAUGGGAAACUCGACAGCAUGGGGCAUUUGUAUUGGAUGCGCGAUCGUUAGUCGCAGCUUACAUCGGACUGACACGUCGGUGCCAAGUGCGUGUGUGAAUUGUUUCAACCAAUAUUGCUGGAAUGGCACGGUAAAUGCGACCACUCCAAAGAUUUAUGAACCGCGUCAGAAGAUACAAUGA
Molecule: messenger RNA, 1929 nt
Organism: Penicillium subrubescens
Lineage: Eukaryota; Fungi; Ascomycota; Eurotiomycetes; Eurotiales; Aspergillaceae
Product: lysophospholipase catalytic domain-containing protein
Exons: 3
Coding region: 1-1929 (642 amino acids)
Biological process (GO): glycerophospholipid catabolic process
Cellular component (GO): intracellular membrane-bounded organelle; cytosol
Molecular function (GO): A2-type glycerophospholipase activity
Source: RefSeq, a predicted model, not a curated record